AUAAAAACAAAAUCAAUCAAUUGGGCAUAUCGCAAACACUUCCAGACUGGCAAAGGCAUCGCAAGUUUCCCAACUUGAACGAACUGUUUAGUUACGAAUCUGAUUUAUGAAAAAGCACAAUACGAUGAAAGUGGUUCUAGCAUUCGUAGCCGUACUUGGGUUGGCAUCCGCUCAGAGAGAGAACUCUCUGCAAGUCGUAGAAACGAUGGCACUUCUACCAGAGGCCUAUCGUGAACUGCAAAGAUAUGUCGUUUCUGCCGUAGCUGAUGCCAAACACAACAGUUCAGAUGCGAUCUACGAAUUCCACAGAGAGGUAUAUCUAGCGAAAGAUACUUUCCUGCGAUCAGCCAUUACUCUGGAGACGAACACGCUAUACCACUUGAACAAUCAACCACUUGAGGUGGAUUCAGGUUGUUUGAACCUUCUACGGGGUAGUGCCGAUUUGAAUCUUCAAGUUUCCGGUGUCGGAUUCACGAACUGCAUCCUUGAUGUCGAUGCACGAUUAAAUGCGGAGAUUCAGAAUGUGUACGAUCAACUUCAAGCGAACGAAUCUUCGUACGUUCAGUUCAGCCUGUACGACGCUUUCGCUGGACGAAACAUUUUCCAAAAUCCUCAGGAUAUCAACGACCAGUUAUACAUCAAACUGGCUCAGUUACAACAACUGCCAACUGAACUCGUGGCUCAGCUGAGUGCUCUCGUUACAGACUUCCGAGCGCGAUUGGAAGUGGCUCGUUCUACCUAUCGGCAGUGCUUGACGGUUAACAACCAGGUGUUCCAGACGGCAGUGGACCUGAUCCUGAUUCAACUGCAACAAGUCUGCAAAGGAUCGUUGGUUGCGUCACCGACUCUGCCAACCACACCGGCGCUUACAACAGCCUUCACAGUGCAACCAACGGAUGCCGUUCCAACUAUGCCUCCAAUGGUGCAGCCAGACGAAUAUGUUAUAGGAUAAAAACUUAAGCCAUAAUAGUCGACAUGCAAUCUUCAAAUGCAAUAUAUAGUAUUUAAAAAUA
This is a messenger RNA of Aedes albopictus (Asian tiger mosquito), 1013 nucleotides long. RefSeq lists its product as uncharacterized. Bases 107 to 952 code for a protein of 281 amino acids. The record is from RefSeq and is a predicted model, not a curated record. The transcript has 2 exons. Lineage: Eukaryota; Metazoa; Arthropoda; Insecta; Diptera; Culicidae.